AUGGAGCUUGGGGCAGCAGGGAAUGCCAGCGGGGUCUGGGGGGAUGCUGCAGCAGGAACCUAUGUCAUCCCACAUAGGCUCCCACCUGUGCCGCUGUCCCCGCAGCCACUGACCAUCAUCCAGCAGCUUCCCAUGGCCACAGCCCAUCCCUCUGGAGCCCCACACCUGCGGGGAGAUUUAUUUGAGCUGAUGAUGAUUCAGAACUCCCAGAUACACCAGGUGGUGAUGAACAGCCUGGCGGUGUCGGCACUGGCGUCCUUUGGGUUUGGGCCAUCUCCAGCCACUGUCCAGACACCCGCUGUGCCUUGGCAGCCUGGAGAGGAGGAGGAGGAGGCCAUGGUUUUCCACCACCACUACAUCCCUUAUCCCAGUUCUGCUCCCCUUUGGGCAUGGCCACUCCAGGAUCAGGCUGUGGGACCGGCAGCCGUGCGGCACCUGAGCACAGCCACAGAGGACAGGGAGGUCCCCGUGCCACCUCCUCCACCCCCCAGUGCUACGGGGACCGUCGGAGCCAACGUCCCUCCAGCACCAGAGUACUACGACAUGCUGGAGGAGCGGCUCUGAGCACCCUGCAGCCCAAGGGGGCUCUUCCUGCACAUCCUCAUCCUCCAGCCCAGAAGAUCUUGCAGGGUGCCCCAUGGUACUGGCAGUUUUGGGGAGGGAGAUGAUGUGCCUGGCCAACUGUGUUAUUUUGGUGUGUGGGUGUGUACUGUUUCGGUGCACGGAUGCACAAUUUUGGUGUAUGGGGUGGGGUCGUGCCAACCCAGGUGUCCCCAGUCUCCAUCAGUCCCUUCAGCUCUCAGUGCAGCACAUUGCCUGUAAUUAAUUUGCUUUGUUAAGAAAGCACCCUGCUGACACUAAUUAAGCAUCUGUCAUUAA
Molecule: messenger RNA, 879 nt
Organism: Phasianus colchicus (ring-necked pheasant)
Lineage: Eukaryota; Metazoa; Chordata; Aves; Galliformes; Phasianidae
Gene: PRR29
Product: proline rich 29
Source: RefSeq, a predicted model, not a curated record